This is a messenger RNA of Varanus komodoensis (Komodo dragon), 1276 nucleotides long. RefSeq names its product calcyphosine like (gene CAPSL). NCBI's taxonomy places the organism in Eukaryota, Metazoa, Chordata, Lepidosauria, Squamata, Varanidae. The record is from RefSeq and is a predicted model, not a curated record. The transcript is spliced from 4 exons. Gene Ontology annotation, molecular function: calcium ion binding. The coding region runs from base 1 to 627 and encodes 208 amino acids.
AUGCCUGGCACAGCAAGACACGACCGAGAGAUGGCGCUCCAGGCCAGAAAAAACCUGGCCAAAACCACUGACCCAAUUGAGAAACUUCGGCUUCAGUGCCUGUCCAGGGGCUCUGCAGGGAUCAAGGGCCUCGCCAGGGUCUUCCACAUCAUGGAUGAUGACAAUAGCAAGACUCUUGAUUUCAAAGAGUUCUUGAAAGGCCUCCAUGACUAUGCAGUGAUGAUCGAAAGAGAAGAAGCUGAAAAGAUUUUCAAAACCUUUGAUAAAGACGGGAAUGGAAUAAUAGAUUUUGAUGAAUUUCUCAUAACGUUAAGACCUCCUAUGUCUAAUGCAAGGAAAGAAGUCAUUAUGCAAGCCUUCCGAAAGCUAGACAAGACUGGGGAUGGUAUCAUCACCAUCCAAGAUCUGCAGGGUGUCUACAACGCAAAGCAUCACCCCAAGUACCAGAAUGGAGAAUGGACAGAAGAACAAGUUUUUAGGACUUUUCUGGAUAACUUUGACUCACCCUAUGAUAAAGACGGACAGGUUACAACAGAAGAAUUCAUGAACUAUUACUCAGGCGUCAGCGCUUCCAUUGACACCGAUGUCUAUUUCAUUGUGAUGAUGAAAAAUGCUUGGAAAAUCUGAUGGCAGAAAACAAGGCCGCUUCUCCUCCUCUUUGUUGUUUUAAGCAUCUCUGAACCUGGCAUGCAGGACAGUGUGAUUACAUUCCAAGCAGCAUUCAUAGAAGGAAAAAGUAGUUACGUUAUCACGGCGCUUCUUGUUUUUGCAAGACCAGCCUUAAGGCAGAUGUGCACCUGGAUUCAGCAACAGGCGUUCCCAGUAUAAAUGAUUCAAAUCGGGGUGGGAGGCAUUUCCGAGGGAAAAUUGGUGGUCAGAUCAGGGCGCUGCCCCCUUCCUGUAUUCACUGAGUUCCUUCCACAGCUGUCCCUUCCCUGCCCCACCACCUCCACUCCUACUCUAGGAAGGGUCUGAGUUCAGAAAUAAGGCUGGGCUGAGGGAAAUAAACUUUUGGAGGGGGGAAUCACAGGAGUAAAAGUAGUGGGUGGGGAAAGAUUAAACACACACUUCUUGCACAAAUUACUAAGUGUUUUAGGAGAGAAGAGUCUUUGGUGAGAAGUCAUUUCCACCUAAGGUGUAGGACCAGGGCAGAUGUCAGCAGUGGGCACCUCUCAUGGGCUUGGCCCUUUCCUUCCUGCCCUUAGGUGCUAAAACACCAGAAAGUCCCUUUGCAAUGCAGAUCAUUAUUGGCAUUUAGCAGCUACCAGACAAAGCA